This is a messenger RNA of Ceratina calcarata, 779 nucleotides long. Its product is annotated as histone H2B. The record is from RefSeq and is a predicted model, not a curated record. Lineage: Eukaryota; Metazoa; Arthropoda; Insecta; Hymenoptera; Apidae. Bases 49 to 420 code for a protein of 123 amino acids. Gene Ontology annotation, molecular function: structural constituent of chromatin; protein heterodimerization activity; DNA binding. The transcript has a single exon. Gene Ontology annotation, cellular component: nucleosome.
AUUUCGCUCUGCGAGGAUUCGUUUCAAGUCUACGAGUAAAUUGUGAAGAUGCCACCGAAAGCAAGCGGAAAAGCCGUGAAGAAAGCUGGUAAAGCUCAGAAGAACAUCAGCAAGACUGAUAAGAAAAAGAAGAGGAGGAGGAAGGAGAGUUACGCUAUCUAUAUUUACAAAGUAUUGAAGCAAGUCCAUCCUGACACUGGAAUCUCGAGCAAGGCCAUGAGCAUCAUGAACAGUUUUGUCAACGACGUUUUUGAACGCAUUGCUGCCGAAGCUUCCCGUUUAGCUCACUACAACAAAAGAUCUACCAUCACUUCUCGGGAAAUCCAAACUGCAGUCAGACUUUUGCUGCCUGGCGAAUUGGCCAAACACGCAGUGUCUGAAGGCACUAAAGCUGUAACCAAGUACACCAGCUCGAAGUAAAACGCCUACGAUUUCGAGUUCAUUCAACCGGCCCUUUUUAGGGCCAACAAUAUUUUAAAACGUAGACAAUUUUGUUUUUACUGAACCCAAUCACCUCCUUGUGUUCUCUGUUUCCUGUAUCUUUAUUUAACUCAUGCAAUUUAUGGAGUACCUAUAAGAAUUGAGCGACGAUAAGUAAUACUUUGAUUUUUUGUUUACGUCAUAGUUGAAACGAUAAGACGAUGUUAUUUGUAGUAAGAAAUACUGUGAAAUGUGAUAUUCUAAGAUUCUAAUUACUGUCAGUUCAGCGUGACAUGCUAUGUAAUUGUCGUUUUGAAGUAAUUUGAACCUCAAAUCUUGAAAUUCUAAGUUAUUUUUUC